Rhinolophus ferrumequinum (greater horseshoe bat) is the source of this 1539-nucleotide messenger RNA. RefSeq names its product astacin like metalloendopeptidase (gene ASTL). The transcript has 10 exons. Lineage: Eukaryota; Metazoa; Chordata; Mammalia; Chiroptera; Rhinolophidae. The record is from RefSeq and is a predicted model, not a curated record. Gene Ontology annotation, molecular function: zinc ion binding; metalloendopeptidase activity. Gene Ontology annotation, biological process: proteolysis. Bases 1 to 1539 code for a protein of 512 amino acids.
AUGGGCGGCCGCUGGCCUUGGCUGCUGGGUCUGUUCUCUGUAUCAGGUUGGAUCCUAGGAGCGUCCUCACCCUCCAGCUGCCCAGGAGCCUGUGGGAAUGUCUUCUCAGAAGGCCUCACCCCUGAGGGGACCCAGACGUCUUGGGACAAGGACAUCCCUGCAAUUAACCAAGGACUCAUCCCUGAAGAAACCCCAGAGAGCAGCUUCCUCCUGGAAGGGGACAUCCUCCGGCCGAGUCCCUUCCGCCUGUUCUCAGCUACCAGCAACAAGUGGCCCAAAAUCGGGGGUGUUGUGGAGGUCCCCUUCCUGCUCUCCAGAAAGUAUGACGAGCCCAGCCGCAAGGUCAUCCUGCAGGCAUUUGCUGAGUUUGAACGCUUCACGUGCAUCAGGUUUGUCGCCUACCACGGCCAGAGAGACUUCAUCUCCAUCAUCCCCAUGUCUGGGUGCUUCUCUGGUGUGGGGCGCAGUGGAGGGAUGCAGUUGGUGUCUCUGGCACCCACCUGUCUCCAGAAGGGCCCGGGCAUCGUCCUGCACGAGCUCAUGCACGUGCUGGGCUUCUGGCACGAGCAUGCACGGGCUGACCGGGACAGCUAUAUUCGUGUCAACUGGAAUGAGAUCCUCCCAGGCUUUGAAAUCAACUUCAUCAAAUCUCGGAGCAGCAACAUGCUGGUGCCCUAUGACUACGCGUCCGUGAUGCACUAUGGGAGGCUUGCCUUCAGCCGGCGCGGGCUGCCCACCAUCACACCGCUCUGGGCCCCCAGUGUCCACAUCGGCCAGCGAUGGAACCUGAGCACCUCGGACAUCACACGGGUCCUCCGGCUUUAUGAAUGCAGCCUGAGUGGGCCUGGCCCCCGUGGGAGAGGGUUCCAGGCCCAUGACAAGGGCGGGAGCCCCACUCCCGCCUCUCGACCACACCUGCAGCAGCUGCUGGAGGCGUUGUUGGCAGAGUCCAGGAGCCCUGACCCCGGUGACUCCAGGGCUGCCAAGAGCCCACCUGCCCUGGAGAAGUUCGGUGUGGCGGCCUCUGCAAGGCGGCCUCAGACCCCGGCCCCCGCCCCAAGCUCAAGGCCUGGUGCAGGCGCUCCUGGUCUUGCCCUGGAGCAGUCCCGGCCGGCCCAAGUGCCCACUCCUGGAGUGUUUCAGGCGCCCAGGUCCCGGCGUGGACGCUGUGUCCCGGCGGAUCGCGGGCGGCGGCAGGGGGCGCUCGUCAUCCGGCCAAGCGCACUUCCCCGGUCUUCGCAGGCCCGACGGGGCUCAGUCCCGGCGAAAAUGCAUUUGGGGACCGGGUCCCAGGCAGUCUCCCCGCUUCACCACCCCCUCCGCUUGGCUUCUUCCUUCUCGGGCGCCGUCAUGGUUGUGGUUUAUUGUGCUCUGGUGCCCAACACAUCCAUCCACGCUCUCCUUGGGGCUCUUGGGCGACGGGAGCAGCGAUCCACUCGCGCCCACCUUCCUAACCUCGGGAGCUCGGCCCCAGCGCCGCAGUCCGCAGGGGAGAGGUCCACCUCCGUGCCCGCGGCCCCACCUGCGCAGCGUCCCUGA